AUUUUUGAGCCCGUAGGGUGCUACCUUGACAGCGGUACCUCACCUCGUCCCAUGCCACUGCUUCUCAAGGAUUUUCGCCCAGAAAUGAACUGGAAUAAUAUCGAGGCUGUAAUUAAACAGUGCGCAAGCUUGGCAUACAACAGAAGUCUCAGCUAUUUUGGACUACGCUAUUAUGGACAAUGUUGGUCCGGUGCAACCGCUGAUCAAACGUACAGUCGUGACGGACCGGAUAAGAGAUGCGUGAGAGGAGUAGGCCUGGAAUCUACCUACUUUGUGUACAAAUUUUAUGACUACAGUCAUCAAGUUCCCGGAUGUAACAUGGUGUGGAAGGCUCAGGAUAACUUCUGUUUUCUUGUGUCUGCAAAUUACAGUUCAACCGAGAAUAAAAUGAAGGAAUACUGUCAAAAAAAUGAAGGAGACUUGUAUUAUGCAACAAAUAAAAGUGCAUUCCGCCUACUGGAACAGUUCCUUUACACGAUUGUGUCGAGUGCAAAUGGCGGAAAAUCUUCCCAAUGUAUUGUGGUAGGCCUUUUGAAUGCAAGCUCCUUCUCAAACUUACCUCUUACACAGCAGAAUAAAUCAAACUCGAUGACACACAUCUGUGCCACGAGAUUGCCAAGUCAAUGGAAGUUACAAGGAUGUCUUGUUAACAGCUGCGAUCAUUUGUGCAUCGCGCCCAGAGACAUCAGCCCUGUUUCUGGAACAUUCAUCCAGCAUGCCACAGACGCUGCUUUCACAGGUCACAUGAUUACCAGCCUGCUCGUCGAUGACGUCACUGUAUGUGCACGUGAAUGUCUACUCUAUCGCAAUUGUGUGUCGUUUAAUUUCGAAUAUCUACCGACUGGAGGUCGAGAAUUAAUGAGUUCAGGAAGGGUCUGCGAGCUGAAUGACGAAAUUAGAGACAAUUGUUGGGCAAAAUUUCAUCGACGGAACAAUUAUAAAUACUAUGAAAGGUUGCAACUGUAAAUCAGUGUUUCUCGAGUUUUUUUUUUCAGUUUGAAUUUUGUUGAAAAAAUGACUGUUCCCCUCCCGA
Molecule: messenger RNA, 1033 nt
Organism: Pocillopora verrucosa
Lineage: Eukaryota; Metazoa; Cnidaria; Anthozoa; Scleractinia; Pocilloporidae
Source: RefSeq, a predicted model, not a curated record